This is a messenger RNA of Trypanosoma cruzi, 1437 nucleotides long. RefSeq lists its product as uncharacterized. Lineage: Eukaryota; Euglenozoa; Kinetoplastea; Trypanosomatida; Trypanosomatidae. The record is from RefSeq and is a predicted model, not a curated record. The transcript has a single exon. Bases 1 to 1437 code for a protein of 478 amino acids.
AUGCUGAGGGAGGGGAGUCUCACUGCGUCUCCUCAAGGACUGUCGGGUCCAUCGCCAGUGUUAUUGUCAGCAUCGCGACAGCUGUUGUUGCAUUAUUCUCCGAAUGAAAUGGAUUCACCAGCGAAGAAGUUGGAGACAGCCAGCAGUCUUCACUCCAGCAUCACAGAAUUCAUGCGCAGCCCCAUGCUUGUUAUUCAAAAUCCUGACUUUAUGAAAACGACAGAAAAGUCUCCAACUACACACGAUGAUGAAAGUUUAUUACACGACGUGGAGGAACUGCGCCGCCUUGUUGGCACGACGCAGGAGGAGGUUUGUGCGCUGCGCCGCGCGGUGGCAAAGCUAGAGGCUGAGAUACACAACAAUAAGAAGGAAUUGUUAAUGCGGCUUUAUUCCGACUUGUCGACGCCACCACCAACUGGAUUGGAAGAUAAAAAUGCUGGUGGCGCGGGUGUGGAAGUAGACCAGCUGCUCACAUCUUUGCGAAACCAAUUUCUCAGUCAAGUACGGGAGUUGGAGGAGCAGGCAACGCUGUGCAGAUUAAAUAACACCGCAAAGGAGGAGGCACUUCGCUCUCUUUACGCCAGUAUUCUCGCCGAAGAAGAGAAUAAUGAGGCGCGUAAAACGGAAAUUCAGGCAGGGGAGUCGGUGUGUCAUACGUUGCGACUGAAGCUGCAGGAGGCUCAGCGGCGUGUGUGGGAUUACCGACGGCGUGAGGCGUUUGUUUCUGCCGCCGAGAAGAAGUAUUUGGAGCAAAUAGAGAAAAUUCAUACUUUGCGAGAGGAGGUGCGGGCGUGCGGGUUGCAACUUCCGGUGUUUGGGGCAGGAGGUGAUAAGACGGGAUCUGUUAUUCCGACAUGUAAUCGAUUUUGUUGGGAGCGGCGCUGCGUUGGGCGACAAAAUGCAGUUAAGCCACCACUGUUGUUGGAAGCGGGCGGUGUUUCUUCCGACAGGACGGGAAGGGAUUGGAGUGAAGGAAGAGAGGAGGGCGACCCGAACGCCAUUGUGUCACGUGUUUUUGCCUUUCCUCCAGGCGUCUUGUACGCGUUGCAAGUUGCCAUGUCGGGCGACACAGGAGACCGCUCUACAGAGAAGAAGGUCGCUGAGGAUAAUGAGUACAUGAGUCAUCGAGAAAUGAGCCUUACGGGGGGCGGAGGUCGUGGGUUGCGGCACCGUGCGCGGGCACUUGGCCUUAGCUUGGAGUACCAGCAGCACCUGGAGGUCAAUCCAUAUCUUCCUCAUUCCCCAGAGGAACAAAGAGGAACUGAAAGGGAAAAGGGAUCCAGCGCUACGAGGGAUGGGGUGAAGGUGAUCAUUCGUGGACGGCGGUGGGCUGUCCACCAGUUUCAGAAGGAGCUUGAAGCUGCCAUGGCGACGUUGGAAUUGUCUGAUGGAACAAAGGUGUAUUUUUUUGACUCCACAUCACCAGACGGGGUGUAG